Messenger RNA from Micromonas pusilla CCMP1545, 1725 nucleotides. RefSeq lists its product as uncharacterized. Bases 1 to 1725 code for a protein of 574 amino acids. NCBI's taxonomy places the organism in Eukaryota, Viridiplantae, Chlorophyta, Mamiellophyceae, Mamiellales, Mamiellaceae. The transcript is spliced from 3 exons. The record is from RefSeq and is a predicted model, not a curated record.
AUGGCGUACCUCGAUGACUGGUACGCCAAGAUGUCGAAGAGCGUCGGCGGGGAAAAGCGCGGGAGCCACCGCCGGUUCUUCCACCAAGGGUACGGCGACAUGCACGCGGCGGCGAAGAUUUACGAGGAAUGUAUCGCGUCCGUGACGACAGGCGAGCCCGUGAAGCCGAUAACGCUGCGUUGGGACGCGGACUUCGUCGACGUGCCGAUCUUAGCCGGGUGCCUCCAGCCCUCCGCGGACGCGCCCGGAUACCCGCUGUACAGGGAAGCGGAAUUCGACUCCCCGGGUGCGAAGUACAUGCCCGAGGAGAGCAAGGUCGGGAACAUGCUGUUCAUCUGGCGCACGGGGAAGAAGCCGCCAUCGAAAAUCGCGAUACACCUCCCGACGACCGGGGACCAGUACUUUUGGUAUCGAAAACAGCUCGCGAAGGACCUCCUGAAGCACGACGUCGCGUCGUGCAUCCCGAUGUUCCCGUACUACGGCAAAAGGAAACCCCCCGGGCAGUACUUACAUCUCCUCACGUCCGUCAGCGCGUUCAUAACGCAAGUGUGCGGCGGCAUCAUGGAAGCCGCGGGCAUCGCGGCGUGGGCCAACGCGGCGUACCCGGGGGCCAAAGUCGUCAUGACCGGCGUGUCCCUGGGCGGCAGCGUCGCAAACGUCGCCGCGGUGAUCGCCGCGGGGAACUGCGAUACCGGCGUCGGGUCGUGCCCGGUCGUCGCGACAUCGUCCGCGACGUCGUUCCUGACUGGGGUGUUACACAACAGGAUCGCGUGGAACGUCCUGAGCGAGGCGGAGGACGCCGUCGCGGACGAGAUCAAAGCCGUCGUCGCGGCGUCGCUCGACGUCGGCGAGAAGUCGAAACCGGUCAUCCACGCGAACGAAAAGGGGCUGCCGCUGACGCCGACGGAGGCUGCGCUCGCGGACACGAUGGACUGCCUGUCCAUGUCGACGAUGAUCCGGCUCAUGGAGCAAGGGCAGAGAUCGCACGGCGUGGAGAUGCCGAUGCUGGACGCGGUGACGCAAGUCACCGCGAGGAAAGACCGGUUCGUGGGGUCGCACUCGGACGAGCUCCACGCGGUGUUGCGCGGGCUGACGGACCCGCGAGGGGAGUGCGAGCGGGUGGAGGUGAACGGCGGGCACAUAUCCACGCUGUUCAAGCGCGGGGAGACGAUCGUCCCGGCGAUCGCGUCCACGUUCGAGAAGGUGGCGAGCACGCUCGCGGCGAGGGGGGGCGGGGCGGAGAGAGAGAGAGUGACGACGCCGGAGCAGGGCGACCGCGAGCCGGCGGCGGCGCGGGACUUCAACUUCGUCCGCUUCGGUUUCGUCUUCGCGGUGGUCUUCUUCGCCGCGACGUCGAACAUCCCGAGCACGUCGUCGUCGCCGCCGUCGUCGCCGUCGUCCGUCGCCGCCUUCCCUUUCUUCCCCCCUCGCUUCUUCGCGUCGACGACCUCCUCCUCCUCCUCCUCCUCCUCCUCGGACUCGUCGUCUUCCUCCUCCUCGGACUCGGACUCGUCCUCGUCCGACCCCGUCGGGGCUAACACUCCCACGGGCGCGUGCGCCUCUCUCGCGUCCACGUCCUCGUCCUCGUCGCUGUCGCUGUCGCUGUCGUCCUCCUCCACCUCCAUGACGUCGUCGCCGCCGUCGUCCUCCGUCUUCGUCGUCAGAUGGUCUUUCCUCCCGGGUAACCCAAAGUCGCCCAAGCUCGCCGCCGCCUCCGCGCCGUAA